Tarenaya hassleriana is the source of this 939-nucleotide messenger RNA. Its product is annotated as aquaporin TIP4-1. Gene Ontology annotation, cellular component: membrane. The coding region runs from base 48 to 788 and encodes 246 amino acids. NCBI's taxonomy places the organism in Eukaryota, Viridiplantae, Streptophyta, Magnoliopsida, Brassicales, Cleomaceae. Gene Ontology annotation, molecular function: water channel activity. The transcript is spliced from 3 exons. Gene Ontology annotation, biological process: transmembrane transport; water transport. The record is from RefSeq and is a predicted model, not a curated record.
AACAUUUCCUUAAUUUCAAUUUCAAUUUCAAAAAAAAAAAAAGAAUCAUGAGGAAGAUAGCAUUAGGGAGCCGAGGAGAGGCUGCUCAGCCUGACUGCAUCAAAGCCCUCGUCGUGGAAUUCGUCACCACUUUCCUCUUCGUCUUCGCCGGCGUCGGCUCCGCCAUGGCCGCCGAUAGCUUAGUAGGGAACACACUGGUGGGGCUAUUCAUGGUGGCGAUGGCCCACGCCCUGGUGGUGGCGGUCAUGAUAUCGGCCGGCCAUAUCUCCGGCGGCCACCUGAACCCCGCCGUGACACUCGGCCUCCUCUUCGGCGGCCACAUCACUCUUUUCCGGUCAUUCCUCUACUGGAUCGAUCAGCUGUUGGCCUCCUCCGCCGCUUGCUUCCUCCUCAACUACCUCACCGGCGGAUUGGGUACACCGGUUCACACACUGGCAAAUGGCGUGGGAUACACGCAAGGAAUCAUAUGGGAGAUCAUAUUGACAUUCUCUCUGCUCUUCACUGUCUACGCCACGAUCGUGGAUCCCAAGAAGGGUUCGAUCGAUGGGCUGGGUCCGCUUCUUACCGGAUUUGUUGUCGGAGCCAACAUUUUGGCCGGUGGCGCCUUCUCCGGCGCCUCCAUGAACCCGGCUCGCUCCUUCGGCCCUGCCCUUGUCUCCGGCGUCUGGACCGACCAUUGGGUCUAUUGGGUCGGACCACUUAUCGGCGGCGGACUCGCCGGUUUCAUCUAUGAGAAUUUCUUCAUUGAUCGCUCUCAUGUCCUAAUUGCUAGAGACGAAGAACAAUAAUGACAAAAAAAAAUGUACCUUAAUUGUGUGGGCAAGAGAUAAUAAUGCAAGAGUUUGAGGGUUUAAUCAAUGUUUAGUCUCAGUCUUGUCUUAAUCCUUUUGUUGUUUAAGUGGAUAAUCUUUGUGAUAAACAAGUGAGUUUGUGUCUUAA